Molecule: messenger RNA, 1227 nt
Organism: Solanum verrucosum
Lineage: Eukaryota; Viridiplantae; Streptophyta; Magnoliopsida; Solanales; Solanaceae
Exons: 7
Coding region: 1-1227 (408 amino acids)
Source: RefSeq, a predicted model, not a curated record
AUGAAAGGAACUGGUCGAGGACGUGGACGAGGUAAAGGUAAUAGUGGAAGAGAUGGUGCAGGAGGUGGACGUGGAAAUUUUCGAGAACGUGAAUGUUUUGUAUCUCGCAUCAAUCGAAAGAGAGGAAGAGGGAAAUAUAAAUCUAAAACUGUUGAUAUUAAAACUAAGUGUGGAGGAAAGAUCAAAGUAAUCAUUCCAGAUGAUAUUGAUAGAGCUGUGGGUUCUAGGGCUAGAGAUAUUGUUAAUUACGCAGGCUUGAUCAUGAGGAACAGUAUCUCAUUUCAAGAUGGAAAUUGGCAGAAUAUUGUUUCAAAACAUGGAGAAACAAUGUGGUAUAAGGUCAAGGACAAAUUUGAAGUUUCUGGUGGGCUGCGAGCACAUAAGUUACAAGGCUUUGUGAUAAGCACUAUGCAAAGACUCUUUAGAGCUUGGAAAGCUCGAUUACAUAAUCACUAUUGUGCCUAUAGUACGGAUGAAGACAGAUUGUCUAAUCGUCCUGAGGAUGUUGAGUUGGAGGACUGGAAAUACCUAGUUAAGUAUUUUGGCAGUGAGAAAUUCAAGGUUAUCAGUGAAAGAAACAAAAACAAUAGAGAAAAACAAAUAACUAAGCAUUCUUGUGGUACAAGAUCAUUUGCAGAAGUAGAGGAAUCUACGAGAGAUCCAAUAUCAGGAGAAUUAGACUCACCAGAUAAAGUCUGGGAGAUCCAACACACACGUAAAAGUGCUAGCGGAGAACGUGUAUGGUUGGAUCCACAAUCCCAACAGAUUCAUAGCCAGCUCAAACAACUUGUUGUUCAACAAGAAUCAGAAGAGAUCGAAACUCCCAUGACUAGGGAUGCGAUUUUAUCCUCAGUUCUCGGUGAGAGAUCAGGCUAUGUUCGUGGAAAAGGAUAUGGGAAAAAGCCUCCUAAAAAAGCUCAAAUACAACAGGCAGACAUAGAGGCUAGUGUUUCUUCAGCAAUGGAAAGUAUGCGUCAAGAGAUGCAAGUUGAUAUGGAACGAAAGCUACAAGAAGAACGUGAACACAUGGCGGCAGAUUUAAAAAGGAGUAUGGAAGAAGAUCUGCAAAAAAAAUUGGAAGAGGAGCGUGAACACAUGAAAGGUGAAGUUGACAAAAUGUUCCAAGAACAAUUGGCCGCUAUCAUGACUAGGGUGCAACAAUUGUUGCAAGCAGUGAACUAUUGUUUAUGCACCUGUGGACUAUUGUUGUCGUGUUGCAAGCAGUGA